This is a messenger RNA of Rattus norvegicus (Norway rat), 1395 nucleotides long. It is a transcript of the gene Commd10, whose product is annotated as COMM domain containing 10. Lineage: Eukaryota; Metazoa; Chordata; Mammalia; Rodentia; Muridae. The record is from RefSeq and is marked validated.
GCGCGGGCGAGGGAGCUUCAAGAAUGGCGGCGUCCGCGGCGCUGAUCCUACCCCAGAGCCCCAGCAUGAAGAAAGCAGUGCCGCUGAUAAAUGCAAUAGACACAGGAAGAUUCCCACGACUUCUCAGCCGGAUUCUUCAAAAGCUCCACCUGAAGGCCGAGAGCAGUUUCAGUGAAGAAGAGGAAGAAAAACUUCAGGCUGCGUUCUCUCUAGAGAAACAAGAACUUCACCUGGUUCUGGAGACAAUAUCAUUUGUUUUGGAACAGGCAGUGUAUCACAACGUGAAGCCAGCGGUCCUGCAGCAGCAACUGGAGACCAUUCAUCUUACACAGGACAAAGCAGAAGCAUUUGCCAAUGCCUGGUCGACUAUGGGUCACGAAACAGUUGAGAAGUUCAGGCAGAGGAUCCUGGGCCCUCUCAAGCUAGAGACAGUGGGAUGGCAGCUUAACCUGCAAAUGGCUCACUCAGCUCAAGCAAAGCUGCAGUCUCCUCAGGCCGUGCUGCAACUGGGAGUGAGCAAGGAAGACUCCAAGAACCUGGAGAAGGUUCUAGUGGAAUUCAAUCACAAGGAGUUGUUCGAUUUCUACAACAAGCUGGAGACCAUACAAGCACAGCUGGAUUCCCUCACAUGAUGUUCUUGGAGACUGACUCGCCAUCACAUGCUGGCCACCUCACUCUUUCACAUUGAAGAAAGACUGCCCAAGCAUAUUUUCUAGAGGAUUCGGUGACUUUAUUCCUAUGUAUAAUAUGGCUUACUGCGUCUUAGACAAACACCAGUGACGGGAGAUCAUAAUAAGAACACUGGGUUUCUAAAGUACCUUCUCUUCUCACAUGAGCUGUACCAAGGACAAGCGUUGAGAAAACUGUUAGAAAGAAGUAAGAAGUGAAUGCCACACUGGUUUUUCUGUCAGAUUGCUGCCUUGUUGCUUCCCCUCAGUCCUGCUUUCAGGGAUCACUGCAGAUCUGGAGGCAGAAGGUACGAUGAUGUUUGCCCCAGUAGAAUAUGGAACCUUACCCAUUACAGUAAUGAAUUAGGGAAGCAGCCACAAGCCAUCAAAUGUUUUGGCAUUCAUCCUACCACUUGAUUUUGCUUGAUGUGCCAUGCAGGAAAGAAAUCUAAAAUGCUUCAAUACUGCUAGGAGUUAAUUCCACUGUGUUCCUCUUGUCCCACCCCCUGAAUGUUUCUGACUUUAAUGACUUAAAAAUCAUCUAGGUUUAUAUAUACCGCUGCAAAUUAAUAAUGCUGCACUUCUCAGUGCUUCAGAUCGUGAAUGAACACUUUACCUGUAAUGAGUAUGACAUGGGAAUCUCACAUUGUAAAUCAGAAAAGGUUUGCAUUCUUUUAUGAAUAUGUUCAUUGGUUUCAAUCAAUAAAAAUUUCCUACUUUAGAAUUA